AUGAUCCUGCUGCUGAUAUCCCCGGCCCGUGAUUGUGGGGGUUCUGUUUCUUCUUAUAAAAUCCAUCCCUCUUCCCUCUUCCCUCUUCCCUCUUCCGUCUUCCGUCUUCCCUCUUCCCUCUUCCGUCUUCCCUCUUCCGUCUUCCCUCUUCCCUCCCUUCAUCCACCCUUCUACUCUCCGACCUCUAUCAUCCUCUUCAUUCCUUUCUUUGUUCCUCAUCCCUUCCUCGCAGCCCCUCUGUCUACGCAUCCCGCGCCUGUUUCAACUCUCCCUCCACCUCACUCGGCGAAGCUCAGCGAUGCUGCGAUCUCAUUCUGGCAGAUGAUGAGGUCUACCAUGGAUCUCUCACGGCCUCUCAACAUUUAUCUCCCUCGUAUCGGCCACGCAUCCCACGUGUGCGAGGGAGAGAAGGCCUCUCUCCGUGACACCCCUCAAGUGAACCACUUGAGGGGAACCAUCCAGCUGCUCACUGAACACAGCUCUCACCCUGGCUCAAACACCGCUCUCCCGAGUAGAUGGGAUCUCCUCCAGCGUGCAGCAUCUCUGAAUGUGGCAGAGUCAAGCCGCUCUUGUCCGGUGGCGGAUAACCAGGUCAGUCUCCUUGUGUUGGUUUCAGCCUUCAUCAAUACCCCGGCCAACGUCAAGCACGCUUUCACCAUCAUCAACCACAUCAACCACAACUCUGUUCGUAACAUCGUUACUCGGUAA
Molecule: messenger RNA, 708 nt
Organism: Penicillium subrubescens
Lineage: Eukaryota; Fungi; Ascomycota; Eurotiomycetes; Eurotiales; Aspergillaceae
Exons: 3
Coding region: 1-708 (235 amino acids)
Source: RefSeq, a predicted model, not a curated record